Molecule: messenger RNA, 3394 nt
Organism: Morone saxatilis (striped sea-bass)
Lineage: Eukaryota; Metazoa; Chordata; Actinopteri; Moronidae
Gene: flvcr2b
Product: FLVCR heme transporter 2b
Exons: 10
Coding region: 477-2114 (545 amino acids)
Biological process (GO): heme export; transmembrane transport
Cellular component (GO): membrane
Molecular function (GO): heme binding; heme transmembrane transporter activity
Source: RefSeq, a predicted model, not a curated record
UUUCAAGAUCCCAAAGCGGUUUUUAGGUCCGGGUAGAGGGUCACAGCAGGCGCUCCUACACGUGUUAACACUCGGAAACUCGGCUUGAAAGAAAGGAUCACCACCAUUCAUGAAAUUAACUGUAACUUGUUUAAACUGUGCAAGCUUUGUGCGUAAGUUCGGCUGCUGAGCAAACUUCAACCCGAGGGAGGAAAUGAAUUUAUGGACCCGGCAGUUCCACAGAAACUGGGAGUUGUAGAGCCGUCACUACUUGCUUAUUAACUAUUCAGAUACACAUACCGAAAGACAUGUUUAGAUUAACUUCUCCUUUUAGCUGAAAACAUGAAGUUGUAGGCCUGUCUGUCGUUAACGUGACGCGCUGGAUGUUCACCCAUGAAACAGGGCGACUUUCAACCACUUUUAGUUCAGUUUGCAGUGGUCUAGUUGUUGAGUGAAAGCUUCAUACUCCAUGAGUAUAUUGAGGAGAUUCGUUUAAUAUGAGCGAGAAACAAGCGCUAGGUGACACUAAACUAAACGAGGAUCAAACCAAGACGGACUUGGAAAACCAUGUCAAGCCGGAGGCGGGUGACGAGGCGCAGCGCGCCGAAGAGCCGAGUCAGCUGGACGGUCAUGAAGCGCCACGACCAACCCGUCUGUACAAGCGGCGGUGGAUGAUUGUCCUCCUGUUCAGCUCGUAUUCACUGUGCAACUCCUUCCAAUGGAUACAGUACGGCAUCAUCAACAACAUUUUCAUGAAGUUCUACAACGUGGACGCCUUCACCAUAGACUGGAUGUCUAUGAUCUACAUGCUGACAUACAUCCCCUUCAUCUUCCCGGUGACCUGGCUGCUGGACAAGAAGGGGCUUCGGGUCAUCGCGCUGGUGGCCACUGCGCUCAACUGUGCAGGGACGUGGAUCAAAGUGGCCAGCGUCAGACCCAACCUGUUCCCCGUCACCUUUCUGGGGCAGUUCUGCUGCUCGUUCGCGCAGGUGUUCAUCCUCGGGAUGCCGUCGAGAAUCGCGUCAGUGUGGUUUGGUUCGGAGGAGGUGUCCACCGCCUGCUCCAUCGGAGUCUUCGGGAAUCAGCUGGGUAUUGCCAUUGGUUUCCUCGUGCCUCCGAUCCUGGUGCCUAAUGUGGAUGACAUGGACGAGCUGGCUCACCACAUCAGCAUUAUGUUCUACAUCACCGCAGGAGUGGCUACCUUACUCUUUAUCCUCGUUGUCUUCGUCUUCCAGGAGCGUCCUAACCUACCUCCGACUCAGGCCCAGGCCACAGCUCGUAGCAUCCCACCAGAGCAGUACUCCUACACAGCCUCCAUCCUCAGGCUGCUCCGCAACAGGCCCUUCAUCCUCCUCAUCAUCACUUAUGGUUUGAACGUGGGUUGUUUCUAUGCUCUCGGCACCCUACUGAACCGGAUGAUCAUCGACCAUUACCCUGGAGAAGAGGUGAAUGCUGGGAGGAUUGGCCUCACCAUAGUCAUUGCGGGGAUGGUCGGCUCCCUGAUCUGUGGCAUUUGGUUGGACAAAACUAAAACCUACAAGCAGACAACCCUCGCAGUCUACUUCAUGUCUCUGGUGGGGAUGAUAGUCUAUGCUGCUACACUCAGUCUGGGACACCUCUGGGUGGUCUUCAUCACCGCUGGAUCUCUUGGAUUCUUCAUGACGGGCUACCUGCCGCUGGGCUUUGAGUUUGCGGUCGAGCUGACGUACCCAGAGUCCGAGGGAACCUCUUCCGGACUCCUCAACUGUUCAGCACAGGUGUUUGGCAUCAUAUUCACCAUUUGCCAGGGUAAGAUCAUCGACCACUUUGGCACACUGGCAGGAAACAUCUUCCUCUGUGUCUUUCUUCUAAUCGGCACAAUAAUGACAGGCCUAAUAAAGGCUGAUCUGCGAAGACAAAAUGCAAACCUGUUGGCCAAAGCAGCAUUUCAGGGUCCUGGUAUUGAUGCAUUUCCAAGAAAACAUAGAAAACAAACGAGAAUGACUGAGAGCUCACGAGAAGAUCAACAUGUGAAGUUGUUUUUGUGCCUUAAACUGCACGAAAAGGAAACCUCAGCUAGCUCGCAGUGCAGAAUAUUAUCUCCAGUAAGCCUGGUCAGAGCCAUGGAUUACAUAAAGGUGCAGGAUGGUUUCUAACUGAAACUGCAGGUAUAAAUGCCUGACAGCUCACACUGUUACUGUGUGCUUAAGGCUCAGUGAAUACAGUGUGAACAUUUGAUGCCUUGGUGAUCAGUUUGAUGUGCAUUUAGAGUUUCAGUUGAUAGAGGUGCACACUGAUGGCUUUAGGCAAAAAAUGCAUACCGCUGUUAAGUUAAUUUUUCAAACAAAACUGUAAAACUAUAUCAUGUGUCAGGUAUAUUAGCAGGGUUUUCAUACAUGGUAAUGUAUGAAACCAGAACUUUUUUACUUUUAUGCUAAAGUUAUUUGUGUUAGGGGGAGAUUUUGUGCUUUUAACCCUUGCUGCCUGUUGAUGGUUUUACACACACACAGGUAACUCUCCCCCUGUAGCGCUACAUUUGUGUAGCCUGUGUUAGUGUUGCACUGCUACUAGUUGCCAUUUCUGAUUUGGAUAUGUGUAAUGGUUGCAAACUAGAGCUGACAGAUGUAGAAUGUGGUGUCUUAUAAAACAUUUUUUAAGUUUUGGAAAUAGAAGAAUGAGUCUUACGUUCAAAUUCACCUCUACCAGCAAUUUUUUCUUGUUUCCAGCAAGAUGUCAGAUUUCCAAGUACUGAAACUGUCCAUAAUUAAUCUAUAAUGACAUUGUAGCAGUGUGUUUUCUACCCAUUGAUUGAUUGUUAACUAGUCUGUAGACAUUGCGUUAAUUUUGGGGGUUUUUAGUGUAGCAGAGCCUUUCCAGAGAGUUAACACUCACAAUAGCAGCAUCCUGACUCUGCAUGACCUGAAUGGAACAGAACCUCAAUUAGUAUCAUUAAUAACGCCUGUGUUCAUCCGACUAUUUCAUGUCAAAAUGGCUGCUGAUGCGCACAUUGUCACAAAUUUGUGACUUAACUGACUGCCAUUAUUAAUGUUAUUAACACCUGUGCCCCUUCUAUUGUGAGGAGUCAAAAUGUCUCCUGGGAAAAAGGGUAUUGAUGUGCUUUUAUUUGUCUAUUUUUCAUUUUCACCCAGCAUGUAGUCAGUACACUCAAAAACUACACACAGCCAUAUUUCCUUACUAAAGCUAAAGAAAGCUGUUUUCAAUUAUAGCUUAUCUUGAAUGUUUGUGUACACAGAGUGUAGGAAUGGGUGUGAGGUUUGUGCACACUGAUAAGAAAUAACGUACUGGGAUAUUCACCUGAACAUGUGUUUAUAUGUGUUUGGUCACUAUUUUAAGUGAUUAUUUAGCUCUAAAAUCUACAGACAAAAGAGAACUUCAGUGUUGAAUCCAUAAUAUUGUUGAAUUAACAUGCCUGUUU